Messenger RNA from Cladophialophora immunda, 1358 nucleotides. RefSeq lists its product as uncharacterized. The coding region runs from base 148 to 1041 and encodes 297 amino acids. The record is from RefSeq and is a predicted model, not a curated record. The transcript is spliced from 2 exons. NCBI's taxonomy places the organism in Eukaryota, Fungi, Ascomycota, Eurotiomycetes, Chaetothyriales, Herpotrichiellaceae.
CCUCGAUUGACGUGCCCGCGACACAUUACUAAUUGACCGUGAGACGAAACAGACGUCGACACAGGCGCAUUGCGCCAUCCGCUCAUUAAAUAGCUGGAGUCAAGGUCUCCCGUUCCGCUUGAUUACUUUUUCCUUUCCUUUCUUUCCAUGCUGAGGACCUCCCUUGGAUCCUGUCGUUCUCUGUUCACGAAACCAGCUCCCCCCAGCUCCCGACCAACAGCCAUCUCCGUUCGCGCAUCAACCAAUCCCUCCUCUACCUACCCUACCUCGUUGCUCCAAGCAAGGCCCUUGCGGAUCCUGUCCAAAAUGGCCAACAAUCUCUACAUCGCCGAUACCCCUGCCGAGGUGUCCCAGGCCAAGGGCCUGCACCUCAUCACCCAAAACACCCCCAACGGCCAGGCCACGCAGAUCAUGCUCGAAGAACUCGCGGACGCGUAUGGGACCACGUGGACCACGACGCUCAUCAACAUCAUGACCAAUGAGCAGAAGAAAGAGUGGUUCCUCCGGCUGAACCCCAACGGACGCAUCCCCGUGCUCGUCGACAACGGACAAUCCCCUCCCUUCCCCAUCAUCGAGACGAGUGCCCAGCUGCUGUAUCUGUUGAAGUUUGCCGACAAAGAGGACAAAUUCGGCUUCAAGGACGAGUUGGAGAGGAACGUGGUGUUGCAGUGGAUGUUCUUCUGGCACGGCGGAGGUGCCCCGUACCAGGGCCAAGUGAACCAUUUUUCGCGGGCGGCCCCCGAGAAGAUUCCCUACGCCAUCAAUCGCUACAAGAACGAAACCCUCCGCGUCUACGGCGUCCUGGAGAUCCGCCUCUCGGGCCAGUUCACGGGCGAACCGCGCGACUACCUGGCCGGACCCGGCAAGGGCAAAUACACCGUCGCGGACAUCAAGACAUGGCCUUGGGUGAAGGGGUGGGAGAGAAGCGGGUUCACCGCGGACGAGAUGAAGCCCUUCCCGCACCUGCUCAAGUGGAUUGACCGGAUUGCUGCGAGGCCGGCGGUCCAGAGGGGCAUUGGCGACAAAUAUGUGCAGAAGUAAGUCCAAAAUAUAAACCAUGUCUUUCCAGUGAGAAAAAAAGGGGAUUCUUGCGCGCCGGAAUUGUCGAAGGAGAUGAGAAUUACGCCUCGAUGAUGUGCAAAGGGAGCACCCACGGCCCUGGACAGUAUAGAGCUAUGAAAAAGAAGAAAACAAUGCCCGGGACUCCAUAUUCCCCCCCAACCAGCUCGCUGGCAGAUUGAUCUCUCCACACUCCCUACGCUCUUGUCAGACACAAUGCAUGCGACUGUUUCUCUACCGUUCGCAGUGAUCUAUUCCCAGUUGGAUAUCGUCCUUUUUCCCGCCCGCACACGUCUCCC